AUGGCUGACGCCGGGUCUGGGGAUGUCAAGAAGGUCGUAGUUGGUGGACCAAAACCUUCGAAGAAGGAUAAGAAGAGUAAAGCAGCCGCCGAAGAUGUUAGCUCUGGUCCCCUCGAGAUGACACCACCGCCUGAUUUCCUCAAGACACGCCUUGACUUGUUUGACCGUCUAAAGAAGAAGUAUGACGAGGACAUUGCCAAGAGACCGCGAGAACAGAUUACAAUCACCCUACCUGACGGCUCUGUCAAAAUUGGAACGAGCUGGGAGACCACACCUGGAGAGAUUGCGAAGGGUGUGUCGAAUAGUUUGUACAAGCGCUCUGUCGUCGCUAGAAUAGAUGGAGACAAACUAUGGGACUUGGAGAGGCCUCUGGAGCAAAGUUGCAAACUCGAAUUGUUAACCUUUGACGAUCCUAAGGGAAAGGAGGUAUUCUGGCACAGCUCGGCCCAUAUUCUUGGCGAGGCUUGCGAGAGGAGGUUCGGCUGUUCCUUAUGUAUCGGGCCCCCGAUCGAUGAUGGUUUCUACUAUGAGAUGGCCCUACCCGGUGGAGGUGCUGUCCAGACAAGCGACUGGACGCCUCUAGAGCGUAUCGUUGGAGAUAUUGUUAAAGAGCGUCAACGAUUCGAACGUCUUGAGAUGACCAAAGAUGAGCUGCUCGAAAUGUUCAGCUAUAACAAAUACAAGCAGCACAUAAUCUCCACCAAGAUUCCCGAUGGUACUUCUACUACAGUAUAUCGCAAUGGUCCUUUGAUCGAUCUUUGCCGUGGGCCGCAUGUGCCUGACACUGGCCGGAUCGAAGCAUUCUCCAUUAUGAAGAACUCGGCAUCAUACUUUCUAGGAUCUCAGGAGAACGAUUCCCUCCAACGUAUUUACGGUGUAUCCUUCCCGGAUAAGAAAAAGAUGGCAGAGCAUAAGAAAUUCCUAGAGGAAGCAGCCAAGAGAGAUCACCGAAAGCUCGGUAAAGAGCAAGAGCUCUUCAUGUUCCACGAACUCUCUCCCGGUUCGGCCUUCUUCUUGCCUCACGGUACAAGGAUCUACAAUACGCUUCUCGCAUACAUCCGAGAUCAGUACCAUAAACGUGAUUAUCAAGAAGUCAUUACUCCUAACAUUUUCAAUUCGGAGCUUUGGAAGAUCAGUGGACACUGGGAGUAUUACCAAGAGGACAUGUUUGUCAUAGAUCUGGAUAAGGAGAAAUGGGGCCUGAAGCCCAUGAAUUGCCCGGCCCAUUUUCUCAUGUUUGCUCACAGUCCCAAGGUAUAUAGUCAGCUGCCAUUGCGUCUCGCCGACUUUGGUGUCCUCCAUCGGAACGAGGCGAGCGGUGCCCUGUCAGGCCUUACUCGCGUCCGUCGUUUCCAGCAAGACGAUUCCCAUAUAUUCUGCCGACUGGACCAGGUCACAAGUGAGAUUUCCGAUUUGUUUGAUUUCCUCUCCGAGAUGUAUGGUCUCCUGGGAUUUACCUUCAAGCUUCAACUAUCUACCCGUCCCGAAAAGUUUAUGGGCCAAAUUGAAACUUGGGAUAAAGCUGAGAGCAUGCUAAAAGAGGCUCUUAACGGGUUUGCGGCUGGUCCCAGUGGUGUGUCUUGGACUCUCAAUGAAGGAGAUGGUGCCUUCUAUGGACCUAAGAUUGAUAUCAAAAUAUUAGACUGUUUGAACCGAGAGUGGCAAUGUGCUACAAUUCAACUUGACUUUAUGGGCCCCGAGAACUUUGGUCUCGAAUAUGUCACAGCUGAGACGCACGCUGCAAAACCCAAGCAGGAUGAGACCGCUACAGAGGAGGCAGGAGCUAAAGCAAGCGAAGUUCAACCGGGUAACGCGGCCCCGGCGAACCCGGGCACAAGUGAGAGUGGAGCGAAACGGGAGAGGGUAAUCAAGCCUUUGAGUCCCGGUUGCGCACGUCCAGUUAUUAUUCAUCGCGCUAUGGCGGGAUCUAUAGAGAGAUUCAUGGGUAUUCUCAUCGAGCACUUUGCAGGAAAGUGGCCUUUCUGGCUGAGCCCGCGUCAAGUGAUGGUUAUCCCAGUCGGAAUGGGCUUCAUGUCAUAUGCACAAGAAGUUAGGGAUAUCCUCAAGAAAGAGAGGAUAUUCGUCGAUAUCGACACUAGCGGAAACACGCUUCCCAAGAAGGUGCGAAGUGCACAGCUAGCACAGUACAACUUUAUAUUCGUUGUCGGAGACGAGGAGAUGAAAGGUCGACAAGUGAAUGUACGAUACCGAGAUGAUACAUCUACCCAGGAUCGGGGUAAGCCUGUGCCUCUAGAUGAGGUGAUCGAGAAGUUACGAGGACUCCAGGCCGACCGAGGCUCAUAUAAUCCCUUCCCAUCAGAGAAACAGGCAAAUAAGAAGGCGGCAUGA
This is a messenger RNA of Daldinia childiae, 2349 nucleotides long. Its product is annotated as Threonine-tRNA ligase, cytoplasmic. Gene Ontology annotation, biological process: threonyl-tRNA aminoacylation. The record is from RefSeq and is a predicted model, not a curated record. Gene Ontology annotation, molecular function: ATP binding; threonine-tRNA ligase activity. Gene Ontology annotation, cellular component: cytoplasm. The transcript has 7 exons. The coding region runs from base 1 to 2349 and encodes 782 amino acids. NCBI's taxonomy places the organism in Eukaryota, Fungi, Ascomycota, Sordariomycetes, Xylariales, Hypoxylaceae.